Molecule: messenger RNA, 3650 nt
Organism: Heterocephalus glaber (naked mole-rat)
Lineage: Eukaryota; Metazoa; Chordata; Mammalia; Rodentia; Bathyergidae
Gene: Klhl21
Product: kelch like family member 21
Biological process (GO): protein ubiquitination
Molecular function (GO): protein binding
Source: RefSeq, a predicted model, not a curated record
UGCCCGCGCGCCGCGGCGUCUUCCAGCCCCACGCCCGCGGCGCCAUGGAGCGGCCGGCCCCCCUGGCGGUGCUGCCCUUCUCGGACCCCGCGCACGCCCUGAGCCUGCUGCGCGGCCUGAGCCAGCUCCGCGCCGAGCGCAAGUUCCUGGACGUGACGCUGGAGGCGGCGGGCGGGCGCGACUUCCCCGCGCACCGCGCCGUGCUGGCCGCCGCCAGCCCCUACUUCCGCGCCAUGUUCGCCGGGCAGCUGCGCGAGAGCCGCGCCGAGCGGGUGCGCCUGCACGGGGUGCCUCCUGACAUGCUGCAGCUGCUGCUGGACUUCAGCUACACGGGCCGCGUGGCCGUGAGCGGCGACAACGCUGAGCCGCUGCUGCGCGCCGCCGACCUGCUGCAGUUCCCCGCCGUGAAGGAGGCGUGCGGCGCCUUCCUGCAGCAGCAGCUCGACCUGGCCAAUUGCCUGGAUAUGCAGGACUUCGCCGAGGCCUUCAGCUGCGCGGGGCUGGCGAGCGCGGCGCAGCGCUUCAUCCUGCGCCACGUGGGCGAGCUGGGCGCCGAGCAGCUCGAGCGGCUGCCGCUCGGGCGCCUCCUGCGCUACCUGCGCGACGAUGGGCUGUGCGUGCCCAAGGAGGAGGCCGCCUACCAGCUGGCGCUGCGCUGGGUGCGCGCCGACCCGCCGCGCCGCGCCGCGCACUGGCCGCAGCUGCUGGAGGCCGUGCGCCUGCCCUUCGUGCGCCGCUUCUACCUGCUGGCGCACGUGGAGGCCGAGCCGCUCGUGGCCCGCUGUCCGCCGUGCCUGCGGCUGCUGCGCGAGGCGCGCGACUUCCAGGCGGCGCGCUACGACCGCCACGACCAGGGGCCGUGUCCCCGCAUGCGCCCGCGCCCUUCCACCGGCCUCGCCGAGAUUCUCGUGCUGGUGGGCGGCUGCGACCAGGACUGCGACGAGCUGGUCACCGUCGACUGCUACAACCCGCAGACGGGCCAGUGGCGCUACCUGGCCGAGUUCCCGGAUCAUCUGGGCGGGGGGUAUAGCAUCGUGGCGCUGGGCAACGACAUCUACGUGACAGGCGGGUCCGAUGGCUCCCGGCUCUACGACUGUGUGUGGAGGUACAACUCGAGCGUGAACGAGUGGACAGAGGUGGCGCCCAUGCUGAAGGCUCGUGAAUACCACAGCUCUUCAGUGCUAGAUGGGCUACUGUACGUGGUGGCCGCGGACAGCACAGAGCGCUACGACCACACCACCGACUCCUGGGAGGCGCUGCGGCCCAUGACCUACCCCAUGGACAACUGCUCCACCACCGCGUGCCGCAGCCGCCUCUACGCCAUCGGGUCCCUGCCUGGCAAGGAGACCAUGGUGAUGCAGUGCUACGACCCGGACACUGACCUGUGGUCACUGGUGGACUGUGGACAGCUCCCGCCCUGGUCCUUUGCUCCCAAGACAGUGACGCUAAAUGGACUCAUGUACUUCGUCAGGGACGACUCCGCCGAGGUGGAUGUGUACAACCCCACGAAGAACGAGUGGGACAAGAUCCCGCCUAUGAACCAGGUGCACGUGGGCGGCAGCCUGGCCGUGCUGGGCGGGAAGCUCUAUGUGUCAGGUGGCUAUGACAACACAUUUGAGCUCUCGGACGUGGUCGAGGCCUAUGACCCCGAGGCAGGAGCCUGGAGCGUGGUGGGGCGGCUCCCGGAGCCCACCUUCUGGCACAGCAGCGUCAGCAUCUUCCGGCAGUUCAUGCCGCAGACUCCUCUGGAUGGCCGCGGCUUCGGGCUGGACAGUCGCAGUGGUGACGACGCGGGCCGGCACCAGCCACGGAACCCUGAUGAGCUACACUAGCCCCGGCCUGGCCCGCCGAGGGCCUUCAUGCAGGGGACCCGGAACCCCAGUGGGGCAGUGACCCCCACCCUCGGGUACAGGUGGAGCCCGGUGAGCCCAGGUCCUCAUUGCCUGGAGUUUUCUGUGCCCUUAGAGCCUGAGUCACAGCUGCCGGAGCAGGGCUGGCUGUGAGUGCCUCGCUGGCUCCUGUCCCUGGCCCCCAGAGGGCCCCAGCUCACCUGCCUGCUGCCACCUCCCACAGCUCCUUGCUCCCACCCUGGGGGCAGAGGGCAGAGGGUCCCCUGUGGGUUUGUGUACGGCCUGGACCCUCUUACCUUCGGCUGGCCCUGGAGCAUUGGGGACCGAGCAGACCGCGGCUGCUGUGAGGUGCCGGUUGUCCCCAGUGCAGGGUUCCGCCUGCCUGCUGGGGUCCCACAUCCAGGAUCUGCGUGUGGGGUAUGAGCUUGAAAGGAGGUCGAGGAGCCCCCGAAUGCCUUGUGGCCGGUGCUGGGUCUCCUCCCACGCUGGCCAGUGAAACCCCACUGGGCCAAGAGACCACUUGAGACUGUCCAGGCCGGGGGAGGAGAGCCUGGCGGAGAGGGUGGACACCCACUGUCCUUGAAGCCAGCGACGCAUACGUCCGCUGUGCCCCAGCCCUUCUCCUGGGCUGUGUGUGAAGAAGCCUUUUGCUUGGAGAGGAGGCCUCACCAGGAGUGGCCUUGGCAGUGGCUCCCAAGAGUUUGCUCUUUGCCAGAAGGGGAGUGGAGGGAGCCAGAGCCGAGGUCGCCCUGUCUGAUUUUCACUCCCACAAAAUGCUGUGGCCCCAGGAGUGCCCAGGGAGACUCAGCUGAGGGGAACCCAGGUGAUUUCUCGGGAGUGGGACGUUGAGUUUGAUCCCUUCAUGGUGCCUGAAGUGGCCUGCACUUGGAUCUGCCACCCUCUCCUUUCCAGGGAGGGGCAUCAGGACUGGGUCGGGUGACAGGAAGGCCUUUUUCCAGGGACCUGACUCCUGCCAGUGAGUUCUCACCUGGACACCACUGCCUAAUGAGCUGUACCCAGACCCUCAGUGGCCAGAUCACAAGAGUCUUUGCCUUAAUUUCUCCCAGGCCACCAGGUGGGCCCUGUCAUGCCUGCCUCCUCCCUUUGGUGCCAUGUGCUGUAUGUCAGUGCAUUGUGUUAGCAAGUGCCCUGGGACUGGACAGUCUGCUUGGGGACACCAGCCACUGCUGUCCUGGGUUGGCCUAGGGUUCCUGCCCUUACCCUUGUCUGGCGUCCAUCAUGCCCUGACUGGCCGCACAGGUGGGGCCUGGGUUUGUGUCCCUCUGUCUGUAUCCCAGAGCUGCCUGGGUUGCCAUCAGGACCAGGCUUUGGGUUUGAAAAACCAAGCUUGGGAAGAGCAGGCACCAGAUCCCCCCACAGCUUCCACGGCCUGCAGACCCAGCCGGGGCUCCAGGAUCUGGGGUCCCCUCUCCAGCCACGGGCUCCGUCUGGGCCUUGUCCCCACCAUCGUAGAUGUCUCUGUACUGACUUGGAGACAGGUUUGGACCACCUAGGAAUGCGGCUUUCCCUACGUGAUUCGUGCACCGGACUUUGUCCACGAGAUGCUAAGUUAUGGAAGUUCAGUGACUAGUUUUUAAUGCUGACCUGUAACAUACUCUAUAUUUAUGACUUCAGAGACAAAGGACACAGCCAUCAGUGUCCAACAUCCAGUCACACCCCAGAGGGUGGGCACAUGUGUAUUUAUUUUUGUCUAUGCUGUAGGCCUCAGUGUCCACAAUCUUGUCUCCGGGUUUUAGGGUGCCUUCAGUACUUUUUGAAAUAAAAAUAUUUCCUGUGUUU